UGUAAAUAUACACGUGCUACCCAGUUUCUUCAGAUUUGACGCGUGGUUAUUGUACGCAAUUGUCAUCCUUAGCAGUGAAUCCGAAAUUCCUCCGCGCUUUCUCUGAUAAAAUUUCACAAUUUCUUAAUUUAUGCUCUUGCCAAUUACUUAAUUUCUGCUCUUGCGGUCCAUCUCUUUUGCUGUUUUCUGGUACUAUUAAGUUUUGCUUUGUUUCUUUGUGGAACUAUCCGAUUGCUACUGUUGAAGUCCUGAGAAACACAUGGGGUCAUGGUUGAACUUCUGGGGAAAAGGAAUAGGCAAAUGAUUGAUAUGCAAGGGCUUGGAACUUGCAGUGGAAAGCGUGGAGCAUGAUGCAAGUGCAGACAUUUGGAGCCUUGGUAUCCUAUGCUUUGAGUUUCUGUACGGGAUGCCUUCAUUUGAAGCAAAGGAACACUCAGACACAUAUAAAAGUAUUCAAGUGUAUUCUCACAAUGUUGAUCAGACACCCUGGAAGUUGAGUACUAGAGGUUUAGCAAAAAAUAUGGCAUUGGAGAAGAGAACAAAAUCUCGUCAUGACAAGUUCAAAGAAACCCAAGUUGAGAAAUCAUUGAAGGAAACGAGACUUCCCAUUGCGAAAAAGAGGAAAAAAUAUAUUUCUGAAGCUUCAUCUGUCAAGUGGAAGGAGGUUGAAGCAAGUAAAAGCUCGGACACACUGGAAGAAAAGGGAAUUAAGCUGUUUGUGAAAAAACAGCCUAUAUUUGCACCGCAUAUCAGUGUAUAUACUAACACUGACAUAGUCUCCGAGCUAAAAGAAAAUCUUACUUCAGAGCAGUACAAACAACUGGGUAAUACUUGUUUUGGAAAUUUCCUUCAAAUGAAGCGUUGUGAAUUCCAGCAUCAACUCUUCAGAUGCUUCAUGGCUCUCCAGUUAGAAGGAAGUCCUGAUAAUGUAUUUGCAAUACACGUCAAUGGUACUUCAUUAUCUUUCUCAAUAAGGGAGUUUGCGCUUGUGACUGGCCUCAAAUGUGUUGGUAACCCUGCUAAUUUUGAGUUCAAUGAUGUCACGACCCCAUUUCACCCUCCAUGA
This is a messenger RNA of Nicotiana attenuata, 1066 nucleotides long. RefSeq lists its product as uncharacterized. The transcript has 6 exons. The record is from RefSeq and is a predicted model, not a curated record. The coding region runs from base 407 to 1066 and encodes 219 amino acids. NCBI's taxonomy places the organism in Eukaryota, Viridiplantae, Streptophyta, Magnoliopsida, Solanales, Solanaceae.